AGCUCUCCCAAACAGGACGCAGCACUUGCUGGAAAACUUUCAGAGCAAGAACAAACUUCAGCCAUGGCCGAGAGACGCAUUCCCUUCACCUUCAUGCAGGGCCCAGCCUGGGACCCUUUCCGCGACUGGUACCAGGGCAGCCGGCUCUUCGAUCAAACCUUCGGGAUGCCACCCCUCUCCGGGGAGAUGCCCACCUUCCCCAGCACACACUGGCCCGGAUACAUUCGGCCCUUUGGAUUUCCAGAAAUGGCCUCCUUAAUGCAGAGCCCAGUGGCUCAGAUGCCCAUGUCGCCCUCCGCAACCGUGAUGCAUCCCCCGACCUACGGCCGGGCCCUCUCCCGACAGAUGAGCUCAGGAAUGUCUGAGAUAAAGCAGACGGGGGACGCCUGGAAGAUCAGCCUUGAUGUCAAUCACUUCGCCCCGGAGGAGCUGACGGUGAAGACCAAAGAUGGGGUGGUGGAGAUCACCGGCAAACAUGAAGAGAGGAAGGAUGAACAUGGCUUUGUGUCCAGAUGUUUCACCAGGAAAUACACUCUGCCCUCUGGUGUCGACUCUGAGAAGAUCACCUCGUCUCUGUCUCCUGAGGGCGUCCUGACCAUUGAAGCCCCUCUGCCCAAACCUGCCAUCCAGGGCACUGAAAUCAACAUCCCUGUUAACACAGGCAGUGCAGUGACUGCCAGCACAACAAAGAAACCCUGAGCACCACAACACAAACACACACACACAUAUACAAAGGCAGAUCAAAUGGUACUUUGUGUUUGUUUUCUUCAGCAUGUUCCAUAUUAAUGUCUUGAUACUUCAAGUCUUUGUUAAAGUCUUUUUAAACUGCAGGUAGGAGGAGGGUGGAUUGCCAUAUUGCAUUCCGUCUCUUUUUUUUGCAUCACUCUUUUUCAUCCUUGUCUCCUUUCUUUCUCAUCCUCCUGUCUUCUACUUGUAGUAAAUCACAGCCAAUCUCUAAAAAAUGUGCUCAUAUUUCGCCCCUAAAUCAAAAAGUUUAAAUGCAAAAUUAUAUUUUGCAUUAAGAGAAUUAAGCGUUUUUUAUUAUAUAUAUACACACACACAUACAUAUUGCAUUGCAACAUUAUUUUUAUGACAGUAAAACAGAAUUCUCAUUAUUAUAAGUAUGUGUGUUUGUUUUUUUAAUAUUGUCUGGAGAGGUUUUUGUGUUUUUGCACAACAGUAAUGUGAGAAUUCCAAAUAAUGUCUCAAUGCAAAAUGCUUAAAUGGCCCAAAAAAUUUGCUUUUUUCUUUUAAUUUUGAGGUGAAUUAUGACUAUGACAUUUCUUCAAAAGCUUUACUGAGCUGCAGUUUUACCAGAUGCUGGUUUUACUAUAUGCAGUUUUGAAGCAAACAUACACAGUCAGACACAUUAAAAUAAAGUUUGUUUUCACAAUUUUUUGUCAGAAUGUAAUGCAACCAAUCUGACUCCAUUCUCAUAUUAAACUUUUCACCAUCACAUCAAUUCCUGGUGGAUAAAAGUAAGUAUAUACGGUUUCCCUUGUAAAUGAGAAAAAAAGCGUAAUUUUGACUUCAUCAUACUGAUAGAUUCCACCAGACAUUGCCAUGCUGUUUAACUGCAGGAAGCUUAACAACAGUUUCCUCACAUCAGUCAGUAGAACAGCAGGGAGUGUCUUCAGAUUGGUCUCUUCGGGUUUUGUAUUGUGAGGCAUUACGUAAUGUUUUAAAUGACUGUAAUAAAAGCUUUCCCAUCAUGAGCUGUACGUCUGAAUAUCCUCAUGGUAGAAAUGGGAAUAAACAUCUCCAGUCUGUA
This is a messenger RNA of Labeo rohita (rohu), 1771 nucleotides long. It is a transcript of the gene hspb1, whose product is annotated as heat shock protein, alpha-crystallin-related, 1. The record is from RefSeq and is a predicted model, not a curated record. The transcript is spliced from 3 exons. NCBI's taxonomy places the organism in Eukaryota, Metazoa, Chordata, Actinopteri, Cypriniformes, Cyprinidae. Gene Ontology annotation, molecular function: protein folding chaperone. Gene Ontology annotation, biological process: protein refolding; response to heat. Bases 64 to 699 code for a protein of 211 amino acids.